Messenger RNA from Etheostoma spectabile (orangethroat darter), 2123 nucleotides. It is a transcript of the gene fermt3b, whose product is annotated as FERM domain containing kindlin 3b. The record is from RefSeq and is a predicted model, not a curated record. Gene Ontology annotation, cellular component: cell-substrate junction. Bases 180 to 2117 code for a protein of 645 amino acids. The transcript has 15 exons. Gene Ontology annotation, molecular function: integrin binding. Lineage: Eukaryota; Metazoa; Chordata; Actinopteri; Perciformes; Percidae. Gene Ontology annotation, biological process: leukocyte cell-cell adhesion; regulation of cell-cell adhesion mediated by integrin; integrin-mediated signaling pathway.
ACAAAAAACAGAAGUAACACAAGCCUCACAAACCACAACCUGCCCAGCCCGAGAGGGGAGAAACUGCUGCACGUUUCCACCAAAAACCUGGGAAACGUCUUCAGAGAUCUGACAGAGGCACAAGGGUCCCCCAGUUUCCAAUUCUCAAAACCUUGGACAGAGGAGACUGAAGGCCCAGUAUGGCGGCGUGGGACCUGUCAGUCACAGUGGAGGACCUGGGGUCUGACGCGCCACCUGUCACCCUCAGCGUGGACUCUGGCCUCCACGUCGGAGGGGUCAUCCUAAAGCUGGUGGAAAAGACACAGAUAAAGCGUGAUUGGUCGGACCAUGCGCUGUGGUGGGAGCAGAAGCAGCGGUGGUUGCUACGAACAGCCUGGACUCUGGACAAAUAUGGCAUCCACGCCGACGCCAAGCUGGUCUUCAUGCCCCAGCACAAGCCCCUAAGGCUGGGUCUGCCCAACGGCAUUACCCUGAGGCUCCGAACCUGCUUCUCCAGCUCCGUCUUCCAGACGGUAAUGGGCAUCUGCAGAAUGCUAAAUAUCCGUCACCCAGAGGAGCUCUCGCUCCUUCAACCCGUAGAGGAAAAAAAGAAGAAGAAAGAUAAAAACUUGGCUGAGGAGAUCUACGACCUGACCGAGGUGCCCCUCUCUUCGGCAUCCCGGCCUUGUCUGUAUAAUGGCAUGCCGGCUCACUUUGCGGACUCACCUCAGAUGGAGGCCAUCUACAAGAUGCUGUCAGUCACCCAGCCUCCGCCUGCCCCCGAGGUCAUAGCCAAGCAGUACCGCGCAGCCAGCGUGGUGGACAAGGCCCACAUCCAUGGCAGGUGGUUGGACUCAUCCCGAUGUCUCCUGCAGCAGGGCAUCCAAGAAAAUAGCAGACUCUGGCUGCGCUUCAAAUACUUUGCUUUCUAUGAUUUGGAACCUAAGUAUGAUGUUGUGCGUCUGACCCAGCUGUAUGAGCAGGCGCGCUGGGCAAUCUUGCUGGAGGACAUUGACUGCACCGAGGAGGAGAUGAUGCUGUUUGGAGCUCUACAGUAUCACAUAAGUAAGGUGUCUCAGUCGGAGCCCCAGAUGCUGAGCUCCAGUGCAGCCAUGGAUGACCUGGAGUCCGCCCUACAGUCCCUGGAGGUCAAGAUGGAGGGAGACGGCAGCUCCGCGUCCGAGAUGCUGGAAAACAUGACUGCACCAGAACUCAACGACUAUCUAAAGAUAUUUAGACCAAAGCGGAUGACUCUGAAGGGAUAUAAGCAGUACUGGUUCAAGUUCCAGGAUACCUCCAUCUCUUAUUUCAAGAGCAAAGAAGAGAGCAUCGGAGAGCCCAUUCAACAGAUUAACCUCAAAGGGUGUGAGGUGGCUCCGGAAGUUAACGUGACAGCACAGAAGUUCCUAAUCAGACUCCUGAUACCAGCACCUGAGGGCAUGAACGAGGUCUAUCUGCGCUGUGAAAACGAGCAGCAGUAUGCUCAGUGGAUGGCUGGGUGUCGACUGGCCUCCAAAGGCAAGAGUCUGGCCGACAGCAGUUUCCAGAGUGAGAUCCAGAGCAUCCGCUCCUUCCUGGCUAUGCAAAAGACCAGCUCUGGUACCCACGGCAACGCACCUGCCAACGAUGAAAGCAUCAAUACUCACAGUCUGGUGUCGCCACGCUACCAUAAGAAGUACAAACCCAAACAGCUGACCCCUCGUAUCCUGGACGCAUACCAGAACGUGGCUCAGCUCUCACUGACAGAUGCGGUCAUGCGCUUCCUGCAGAUCUGGCAAGCCCUGCCUGAUUUUGGACUCUCAUAUGUCGUUGUCAGGUUUAAGGGCAGUCGUAAAGACGAGGUACUGGGCAUUGGUCCCAACCGUCUGAUCCGUAUCGACCUGGCCGUGGGCGAUGUUGUGAAGACUUGGCGUUACAACAACAUGAAGCAAUGGAAUGUCAACUGGGACAUACGACAGGUGGCUAUUGAGUUUGAAGGCAACAUCAACAUUGCUUUUGCCUGUGUGACUGCUGACUGCAAAAUCGUUCAUGAGUUUAUUGGAGGCUACAUUUUCAUGUCGACACGCAGUCGUGCGAAGAGCGACACUCUCAAUGAGGAGCUUUUCCACAAGCUGACCGGAGGCCACGAUGCUCUCUAAGACUAA